AUGUCGGAGGACACUACCGAGGUCCACGGCGAUCAACCCACGCGACCGGACUUCUCGCAACAGGAGAUUGGUGAGAUGUUGUACAACCUGCAGCAGCGCUCCGCCAAGACCGAAAAGACGGUGAUGACGCACAAAUUCGACCAGGAGAAUUUCGCGCGACAACAAGCGGCCCUCAACAAGCAGUUGGAGAAAACCCUAGCGGAUCUCACGACUGCAAUCAAUCGCCGCAUCCCAGUCCAGAUCAACGCGACGCCAUCACCACCCGUUUCGCGUGGUUGGACCCUCCCGCCAUCGAUAACGGUGAAACCUGUCGGUUUCGAUCCCGAGACACACCCAAAGCUCAAAGGUGAUGCUCCUCGCUUCAACGGUGAGAACGCCACGACAUGGAUCCGAAAGAUCCAGAAAUUCUACAACCACAGUUUCACCCCACUCGAUGAUCGGGUAUACUUGACGUCGUUUCUUUUCGACGAUCCGGCGGCUGAUUGGCUGAACUAUUGGGAAGACAACGUCGAGCACAAAGAUUGGGAAGGGUUCCUCCUCGCGGUGAAACAACGUUUUGACCCUGAUCUCUACAUUGAUUAUGUGGGUCGCCUCGCUGAUCUUCGUCAGACAACAACGGUCGAGGCUUAUCAGACAGCUUUUGAAUCCUACCUCCAGAAGGCCCCCCAUGUGGGUGACGCGACUCUUACGUCGCUGUUUAUUACGGGGCUGAACUCCCCUCUAAAACAGGAACUAUUGACACGACGACCAGCCACUCUCCAGGAAGCUUUCGCUGUCACCCAACAGUUGGCAGCUUGCCAAGCGAUCACUGCUCCGGCGGCACAAAACACGACGACUCGCCCUUCAUGGUCCAACCGCAACAGCCGCAACACUGUCUUGACAUCCCAGACCCAGCCGACGGGGCAACCGGCACCUGCGACGGGCGCACCAACCCCGAAACCCUCCCGCGAGGGUCAGCCACCAACUGACUUUCCCAUCGUAAAGAUAUCAGCGGCCGAGCGCGCUGACCGGGCCCGACGAGGCUUAUGUUAUUACUGCCCGGAGAAGUACACUCGUUCUCAUGUCUGCAGCACCAAGUUCUACGCUCUCCUGGGAAUAGAUGAUGAGCACAAUGUGACCCAGUCAGAAUCGCCCGAGGAGUCCGACGAGGAGGCGGAAAAUAUGGUCAUCACGGGCGAUGUGUCUAGCGUCCAUGUAAUCGGCCCCAAGAUUCGACCACGUUCCAUUCGUUUAACAGGCAUCCUCGGAGAAGCAUCGGUCUCGGUUUUGAUCGAUGGUGGCAGCACUCACAAUUUUAUAAAGCCUACCGUGGCAGAAAAGCUAAGUCUUCCUUUACACUCUAUUAAACCCUUCCGUGUAUUUGUGGGGAAUGGUGAAUCGCUUAAAUGUUCUUAUGUAUGCUUGGGUACCCCCAUCGUGUUGCAGGGUCAUCGUUUCGUCGUUGAUCUAUUUAUUUUACAAGUGGAGGGACCGGAUGUUAUUUUAGGGGUCCAAUGGCUGCAAGAUUUAGGAGAUGUCACAAAAAACUACCGUCGUCUAACGAUGAAAUUUGAAGUGGACAAUCAAUCAAUUGAGUUACAAGGAGAUGGGGCCGAGCUGCGCUCAAUAUCAUAUCACAAUUUAUUCUCCCUCAUCGGACAGGAGCCGACGGUAGAACUCUUUGAGAUCUUUCCACUGGUAUCUCCCUCAGUUCUGGCACCCCCUUCACCGACACCGACUGACCCCAAACUGGUCGAUAUUCUGGACUCCUUUGAGUCUGUUUUUUCGGAGCCAACAUCUCUUCCACCGGCAAGGAGAUGGGACCACCGUAUACAUCUCUCUCCUUCCUCAAAACCGGUGAACGUGAGGCCCUACCGCUACCCCUAUUUUCAAAAAAACGAAAUUGAGCAGCAGGUUUCUGAGAUGUUGAAGCAAGGGCUUAUUCGGCAUAGUACUAGCCCGUUCUCGUCGCCGGUCCUUCUAGUUCGCAAGAAGGAUGGUAGCUUCCGAUUUUGCGUGGACUACCGGGCCCUAAAUGCUGCCACUACUCCGGAUCACUUCCCGAUCCCCACUGCAGAUGAGCUUUUCGAUGAGCUACAAGCAGCCCGGGUAUUCUCAAAGUUGGACCUCCGUUCGGGCUACCACCAAAUCAGAAUGCACUCUGAUGACGUCCACAAGACGGCCUUUCGUACCCACGACGGCCAUUUCGAGUUCCUAGUGAUGCCAUUCGGUCUCACGAAUGCACCGUCCACCUUCUAA
This is a messenger RNA of Salvia splendens (bonfire salvia), 2238 nucleotides long. RefSeq lists its product as uncharacterized. Bases 1 to 2238 code for a protein of 745 amino acids. The record is from RefSeq and is a predicted model, not a curated record. The transcript has a single exon. NCBI's taxonomy places the organism in Eukaryota, Viridiplantae, Streptophyta, Magnoliopsida, Lamiales, Lamiaceae.